AUGGGGGGUCAGGAUCCAACUCGUCCCUCUCGGGGUAUAUUGGGGUCUAUCUUCGCUCGCAAGCCUGCUCGAGAGCACAAUGCUCGGGAGAAACCCGCGCCUUCCAAAUGGUCCAUGGGCAUUCUAGAAGAUAAAGAAACCAUCGAAGUUCCAGGCUCGGUACUGCUGUUAGCCGCUGACCACAACGAACCUCUCGGGCUGCGGAAUGCGCCAGCAAGGACGUCUCACUCAACCAUCCCGGCGGGCAUCAUCCGCCAGCUACCAGACGAUGCCGUGGAGGCACCGAAGAAGAAGACGCCGGAUGGCAAGAUCAUCCUGGAACCCCAACCCGAAGACUCGGCAAACGAUCCCCUCAAUUGGCCGGCUUGGCGAAGAGACUUGGCUUUGCUGUCUCUUGGGCUCUUUUGUAUGGUUGGCGGCGGUACAACCCCCCUACUCGCGGCCGGUUUUACAGAUGUCGCCCAGGAGUACGGCGUCGAUGUCCACAGCGUCUCGCUGACCACUGGCCUGUACAUGAUGGGCAUGGGCCUUGGAUCCGUCCUGUUCUCCCCCACUGCAAUCCUCUGGGGAAAAAGGCCCGUCUAUCUUUUCGGCGCCGUCGUCUACAUGGCAACCUCGAUCUGGUGCGCUGCGUCGCCCAAUUUCAUCUCGCUUGUUCUCGCGCGCAUCUUCCAAGGCAUUGCAGUCAGUCCGGUAGAAUGUCUGCCGUCAGCCACCAUUGCCGAGAUCUUCUUUCUGCAUGAACGUGCCUUCCGGAUUGGCAUCUACACCCUUCUUUUGCUCGGCGGCAAGAACUUGGUCCCCCUCGUUAGCGCCGUCAUCAUACAGAACUUGGGGUGGCGCUGGGUUUUCUGGGCUGUCGCUAUAGUGGUUGCCUUCUGUGGCCUGCUCCUGUUUUUGUUCGUCCCAGAGACCUUCUGGGACCGCGUCCCCCACAGGAAGCCGAAGAACCCCAACUCCAGGCCUGGUUUCUUCCGUCGGCUCUCGUCCAAAGCGAACGUGCUGGCCCCUGCGUCACUUCCUUCUGCCCGCCCGGAGGAUGCUCCAAUCACCCCAGUUGCACCAGGGGCUCGUGGGAAGGCCCAGCGGGUCGGAUUUGCUGCCGAACAUGAGACGGAGAGCGUGAAACACACAGAGACGUCAAGCGAGUCGUCUACCAGCGGAUCUGCUGAAGAGCUCGUUGCCGGCGGAGACACCAGACGUGGCGGUCAAAGCCUCUCUAGCGACGACCCUGCGCCGACCCGGAAGUCUCUGCCGGAAACGGCCUCUCGGCUUCCAUUGCCGGUUAAGCAGGCCAGCUCCGCUGCGGCCUUGGAGCCUCCUGUUAACUCGAGCGACAACGGAAAUGGACAACAUGACAUCGACGUCGAGUCGCAGUCCAUCCAAAGCUCCCAAACAGCUGGCGUGGUGCCCUACACAGCUGCUCUGCGCGACCAGCCAGCCCGAUCCUUUGUCCAGUCGUUGAAGCCCUUCAACGGACGCCUGAACAAGGACAAAUGGCACAAGGUUGCCAUCAGGCCUCUGAUACUUUUCAGCUACCCUGCUGUUCUCUGGUCCGCCGUGGUUUACUCGUGCUCCGUCGGCUGGCUUAUCGUCAUCUCGGAAUCCAUAGCUGUAAUAUACCGCGAGGAGAUCUACGACUUCAACGCCCUCCAGACGGGCCUCGUGUACAUCAGCCCCUUUGUCGGCGGUAUCCUCGGCUCCGCGGUUGCAGGCAGGGUGUCGGACGUUAUUGUCAAGGCGAUGGCGCGGCGGAACGGCGGCCUCUACGAGCCUGAGUUCAGACUGGUCAUGGCGAUACCCAUCGCCAUCACCACCGUCAUCGGCCUGAUGGGUUUCGGUUGGUCUGCCCAGGUCCACGAUCACUGGAUGGUCCCGACCGCCUUCUUUGGCAUCAUCUCGUUUGGGUGCACCAUGGGAUCCACGACUAGCAUCACCUUUUGCGUCGACAGCUAUCGACAGUACGCCGGCGAGGCAUUGGUGACACUCAACUUCAGCAAAAACGUCUUACAUGGCUUGGUCUUUAGCUUGUUCGUUACCGGAUGGCUUUCCGACGAUGGGCCGAAGACGGUGUACAUCUGGAUUGGUGUCAUUCAGCUGAUUCUACUGCUCUUUACAAUCCCCAUGUACAUCUUCGGCAAACGCUUGCGGAUGUGGACAGUGCGGAGGAACUUCAUGGAAAAAUUUUGA
This is a messenger RNA of Parathielavia appendiculata, 2190 nucleotides long. RefSeq names its product MFS general substrate transporter. Gene Ontology annotation, cellular component: plasma membrane. The transcript has 3 exons. NCBI's taxonomy places the organism in Eukaryota, Fungi, Ascomycota, Sordariomycetes, Sordariales, Chaetomiaceae. The coding region runs from base 1 to 2190 and encodes 729 amino acids. Gene Ontology annotation, biological process: transmembrane transport. Gene Ontology annotation, molecular function: transmembrane transporter activity. The record is from RefSeq and is a predicted model, not a curated record.